UCGGGAUCUCGGAGGCCAUGGCAAUAAAUACCAAUAUCAAUUCUUACUGACCAGGUGGCGCGGAAUGCCGCCCGUUUCAAAGGCUUCAGCUUCAGCCGUGUUCAUUGAUCCACCGUACGUUUUGAAGGCAACAACAACCGCAUCGCGCGAAAGAGAAGUUUCACGUUCAAGGACUCACUCAACAAACAGCAUCUCAAGUGGUCCCGUGCGUCCCUCUUGAUCUUACGAGACUCCCUACGAACCUGACCUUGGGCCGCGAUUGGAAUGGAACCAAUUCAGUCCUCAAGUCGUGGUGAUGGAGCCACAUUGUUGGGGGAGACCAGCUGCCCACUGAAAGUCACCGAGGACAUCUGGUUCGGAUGCUGUUCCUGCACCUAUGUCACUAAAGAUCAGUGUGGAAUUGUGAGCCACCUGGCGGCCCAUGGUGAUGAACAAUCCAAGUGCCAGCAUCUUCCCAUUUCUGGCUCUAAGUCCCAAGUGCUUGGCAAAACUCAAAAGCACAAGAGUGAAAAACCAUUUAAGUGCAAGCUUUGCCCCCAAGAAUUUGCUUAUCAUUCCCUUCUGACCUGUCAUGAUCAAAUACACACUGGUGAAAAGCGAUUUAAGUGCAUGCAAUGCCCCAAAUCCUUUGCUCAGAAUAAAAAUCUGAUCUACCACAAUCGAACACACACAGGUGAAAAGCCAUUUAAGUGCAAGCUUUGCCCCGAAGAGUUUGCCAGUAAUUCCCUUCUCACCUACCAUAAUCAUCUGCACACUGGGGAAAAGCCUUUUAAGUGCACGCAAUGCCCCAAAGCCUUUGCUCUAAAUUGCCAUCUGCGAACCCAUAAUCGAACACACACUGGUGAAAAGCCAUUUAAGUGCAAGCAAUGCCCUCAAGCCUUUUCUCAAAAUUGUCAUCUGCAAACGCAUAAUCGAAGGCACACUGGUGAAAAGCCAUUUAAGUGCAAGCAGUGUCCCCAAGCCUUUGCUGAUAAUUCGGCUCUGAGAAGUCAUAAUCGAACGCAUACUGGUGAAAAGCCGUUCAAGUGCAAGCAGUGCCUCCAAGCCUUUGCUUCGAGUUCUAAUCUGCGAAGCCAUAAUCGAACACACACAGGUGAAAAGCCAUUUAAGUGCAAGCAGUGCCCACAAGCCUUUGCUCACGAGUCCACUCUGAGACAUCAUCAUCUAACACACUCUGGUGAAAAACCGUUUAAGUGCAAGCAGUGCCCCCAAGCUUUCGGUCGAAAUUCUCAUCUACAAAGCCAUAAUCAUUUACACACUGGUGAAAAGCCAUUUAAGUGCCAACAGUGCCCUCGAGCCUUUGCUUUUAAUUCCUAUCUGGAAAGCCAUAAUCUAACACACAGGUGAAAAGCCAUUUAAGUGUAAGCUGUGCCCACAGGUUUUUUCUCACAAUACCAGUCUGAUCCGCCAUUAUCGAAAACAGUGUUUAAAGGGAAACGAGUAAAUAUAUUCAGUCAACUUUUUUUUUUAAUUUUCAUUUAUCAUCUUGAAAUUUAGUAUACUGUAAAUUGAUGUAUUUCUUAGUGGUGAUUUUAAUUAUGCAACUAGUCUUAAAGAUAGUUUUACUAGAUCCUGACUUAUCAAUAAAUUUUAGUUUUAUUUAGGCCCUUGUUUUGGGUAGUUAGCGUAAAAUUCUUCAGAAUAUAUCAGAAAUUUUUAUAGAAUUGCAUUGACCAAGACAUGCUUUGUGGAGUGAUGCUAUUUUUGUUGCUUUAUAUGUCAUAAAAUAAUUUUAUUUAAUUAGCCUGUCUUAAUUAGUCACUAACGACCCGUAAAGAGGACCUAAUUAAAAUUACAUAUUUAUUGAUAACUCAGGAUCUGUCUGAAAACUAAUUGCACAUUUGAAAUCACCACUGAAAAAUACAUCUGUAUACUAAAUUUCAGCACGAUAAUGAAAAAUAAAACGUUAAAGGCCCUCGUUCCCUCUUGAAAACCUUACAAGGGCAAACAAUGCCCCAAAAGCUUUGCUCGGUAUGGGAGUUUAUCCGCCAGAACCAAAUGCACAUGUGCAUUUGCGGUUGACCCGUAAGUUGAGCCUGCACCGUGUGUAAUCAUUGAGUAGCUCAUACAAAACUUAAUGCCUUUUCACUCAAAGUACGCAUAUACCUGAGUGCAAGAUAGGUCCCAAGGCCCUUGCCCAGCUUAAUAGUGAAGCUCACCGCACUGAAGCGCUUAUGCGCAAUAAACCUCACAAACUCCAGCAGCGUUCCAGGCCAUUUUCUGAUCGGUUUUGCCUCAUCGGGCACAAGCUAACAAACCCUAAGGGCAUUUGCAUAAAGCCUGCAGCGGGUAGGCCUUUCAAAUGCCAGCAAUAUCCGAGAAGCUUGGAUCAUAAUUCCAGCUUGGUUGGCCAUACAGCCAGACUGUUUGUCAUUGCUCUCCCUCCUUUUGUCCGAAGGCCAUCAUUUGUCAUCACACAAAUGUAUUGGUGCUUAGGAAAUGAUUCUUCUCCAUUUGUGAUCUAGAGGCUGGGUCAAUAAACAGGAGACAUUUCUUAAUGCAUUUCAGAGCAUCUACUCUGUGUUCUGCACCAAAUGUGCACUGGGUCAUGCUCUAGCUCUUGUUCCAAACUCCCUUGAACUUGCUCGAUGUAUGCUUAUUGAGGCGAGGUUGAAUAUGCUUGUAAAAAUGUCUUCAUUGUUUUCUUUUGAUUCUACUCUUAUCUAUGUGGAAGGAAGAUAUAAUCGUGCCAAAAGUUAAUAUAUGACCACAAUUCAAUCUUGACUAUUGAAAAACAAAAAGGUUGGCAGUUUCAACUUUAACACUCUUGUUUCUUUCAGCUGCUGCAGAUUAUGGUACUGAAGUGACAGCUGGUUCGCACACUUGUGCUUACGACCGUAGAAACCUGUUUUUAAGCCUCUUGUGAGGGUUUACAACUUUCUGCACUGCUGUGCAGCCGGUCGUAAGCAGUCGCAAGAGGCUUGAAAACCGGUCUUGUUUCAGUCGGUCGUAGUCAAGCGCAAGUGUGUGAAUGGGCCUUAAGUAGUAUGAAGUAACUUUUUCCAAGAUUUUCAUUUUGGCCUCCUGUACAGUGCUAAGACCUCAUUUUAGCAGUUACCUCGGUGGGGAACUAUAAUUGCCGAGUGUGCAUACACUGUACACUUCCUGCUACAGGUUGGGACGUUGCUAAUUGAAUCCCUUGCACUGCCCAGCAGGUUUUGCAAUAAAUUGGGGUUCCCAAACAUUUCAUAGAACGCCAUUUCAUCCAAGAAAAUGGCCGUUUCAUUGAACGCCGUUUCAUUAAAUCGCUGACAGCCGUUUCAUUGAAUGUAUCUUACAUAAAAAAUGGGAAAGAUGCUCUUUUAUGCACGGAUCGAGUGCAUUUUCGUGUCAUUUAUCCAUUUCAUUGUCAGGUUUUCUUAAUGUCCGAACAUGUAGCUGUUACAAUUUAUUUUGAUGCAAGUAACCCAGAGGAUAUGUGUACCGAUUUUUAAGUUUGUUUCGCAUAUUGUGCUUAUCUGUUCACCCCCUCUGUAUUACCCGAUGGGCCUUGAGGGUAUUGUAACAAAUAAAUAAAAAGUCGCACUCCCGGUAAGAGCGCACUCCAACUCAUGGAGGCCAGAAGGUGACUUGGGUUUUGCGCAGGCGCAACAACUUUAGCCAUGUGAGCCUCCUAGCCUCUCAUGUCUUUCUAUUGAUACUCUUUUACUGCCUGAAGCUUGCAGUAGCUAAAGCUGAGGUGCUAUUUAUGAAACUACAACGAAACAUUGUUUUUUUAGUUUCAAUACUCAAUGAAGUCAAAAGUAAGUACGUCACUUCAAAUUUUAUUUGAAAACUUUCGAGAGUUCAUGUGUUUGUGCGACAGCCAUUCACCGUUUCAAAUGAUGAGCAAUUGCUCUCAAGAAGUCUCCCACAGCCAUGCUCCGUCGGUUCUCAUCAAAAAGGCGGACUUUCUCAUUUCUUGCCGCUAUGACCUUCCUUUGGCGAAGAGGCUUUUGGGAAUUCAGCAUCGCCUCCAGCUUGUCUUCCGUCAGUUGAUGUUCUGCGGCAAUGCAAGUCAAAAACUUCCAGAACCCGGGAUGGGCACCUCCGACCAGCUUCAGGAAGCGGGAAUGCCACCCUGGCGUUCGAUAAGACGGUGUUCAAUAAAACGGCGUUCGAUGAAACGGUGUUCGAUGAAACGGCAUUCGAUGACACGGCAUUCGAUGAAGCGGCUUCAAUGAAACGGCUUCAAUGAAACGGCAAUGGACGAAACGGCGUUUGAUGAAAUGUCCGGUCCCAAUAAAUUGGCACUGUACCCAUUUUGGAUAGUGUAUUGCCCCAUCGGAGCUGCAUUGACGAAAGUUGUGGAAACUUUGGAACCGACUAACAUGCUCAUACUCGCUGCUUUUGCCUUCCCUCUUUGUAUUGGCAACUUCACAGUCAUGUAUUUAUACGACACCUGCUUUCAGAUAUUGCUUUCCUUUGUGUAAUGUGUUCCCAAUAUUUUCUCGCUCCGUGUCCAUUUUCCCGGCAGUUGUUUCCGUGUUGCCUGGCUGUCUGCAUCAGAAUUUUCGAACCGUAGGUGUCAUUGUUUGCUAAAAAGUUCCUUUUGCUUGUGUAACAUAGAAUAGUUUGUUUUUCUGCUUCUCCGAUGGCUAACAUUCUUACAUUUUUUUAAAAGAAUGAAAAGGGUUGGUGAAGCUAAAGCAUGGAACACCUGAGCAAUGAAACUGGGCGCCACUAAGCUCGUCACAGGCGCACCGCACGGCUUUAUCCGUAUCGACCAGAUCCAAGCUCCGCCGCCACGUUGUGGCGAGGCGACGUAGGGACACCAGCACCGGUUGCUAUGAUACUGCCGCUCGCCGUCCGUUCUCAUCGCUUAUGUGUCCCCUGCUUAAGUGUCAAUGAAUACCAGCUCGACCAUAAAUUUGCUUUCUUUACUAUAUCCUUUGAAUCAUUGCUCAAUCUGUGAAUAGUUUCGCAUUGUUUAAUUAAUUUGCAAGCACAUCUUUAUCGCGGCAAUUUUUUUUCUUUUUACUUUUACGUUGUUUGUCUUGAACGAAAUCUGCGGAUGAUAAAUAUGUAAUCAAACUUCCGUUUCACUCUUGCUCAGGAAUAAAGAUUGACAGUCGAGCUCC
Messenger RNA from Ixodes scapularis (black-legged tick), 5060 nucleotides. Its product is annotated as zinc finger protein 525-like. Gene Ontology annotation, biological process: regulation of transcription by RNA polymerase II. The coding region runs from base 265 to 1347 and encodes 360 amino acids. The transcript is spliced from 3 exons. Gene Ontology annotation, molecular function: RNA polymerase II cis-regulatory region sequence-specific DNA binding; DNA-binding transcription factor activity, RNA polymerase II-specific. NCBI's taxonomy places the organism in Eukaryota, Metazoa, Arthropoda, Arachnida, Ixodida, Ixodidae. The record is from RefSeq and is a predicted model, not a curated record.